UAGUUCCCUGCACGCUCGGGAGCCUCGGAGCCUCCUGGCCUGAAUGCAACUUUUUUGCCUCCCCUUUUGCUGAUCCCUGUCAGUAGGGACCGACAGGGAAAAAACAACAACAAAAAAACCCAACCAAACAAACAACAAAAAAACCCCAACCACAAACCAUCAACCCAACCCCGGCGAGGAGGAGGCAGAAGGGGCUGUGCGUGCAUGUGUUGUGGUUGCUGCUGGUGCUCAGGACCCGAAUUUGCAGGUGUGCGUUGAAAUAUGGAGAAUAGUCUUGGAUGUGUUUGGGUACCAAAGCUGGUUUUUCUCCUCUUCGGGUUUACGCUGGCGAACCUGCAUCCUCGAGUCUCCGGUUCACAGAUCAAGACUUUCACAUCGUUGAGGUUCUUGACCGAGCCUUCUGAUGCUGUCACCAUGCGUGGAAGCAACGUGCUGUUGAAUUGUGUCGCAGAAUCAGACCGAGGAGCCCCAGUUAUUAAAUGGAAGAAAGAUGCGGUCUUCUUAAACCUGGCGGUUGACGAAAGGAGGCAGCAGCUGGCCAACGGAUCACUCUUGAUACAAAACAUAGUCCACUCCAGGCACCACAAGCCAGAUGAAGGUGUCUACCAGUGUGAAGCAUCUCUAGAAGGCAUUGGAGCUAUCAUCAGUCGGACAGCUAAGGUCAUGGUAGCAGGACCACUGAGGUUUCUUUCCCAGACAGAAUCUGUUACGGCUUUUGCAGGAGACACAAUUCUGCUGAAGUGUGAAGUUGUUGGGGAGCCCAUGCCUGCGGUGCACUGGCAGCGAAACCAGGAGGACUUGUCCCCGAGCCUGGGUGACACGCGGGUGGCUGUCCUGCCUUCUGGAGCUUUACAGAUCAGCAGGGUUCAGCAUGGGGACAGUGGGGUCUACAGGUGCCUGGCAAAAAACCCAGCCAGUUCAAGAACUGGGAAUGACGCAGAAGUCAGAGUUUUGGCAGAUCCAGGUUUGCACAAGCAGCAGUUUUUCCUGCAGCGACCGUCGAACGUGGUGGCCAUGGAAGGGAAGGAUGCUGUUCUGGAGUGCUGCGUUUCUGGGUACCCCCCUCCCACCUUCAUGUGGCUGCGAGGAGAUGAAGUGCUCCCCAUCAGGUCCAAAAAGUAUUCGUUACUGGCUGGGAGUAACCUCCUCAUAUCCAACGUGACUGACGACGAUUCUGGGACGUACACGUGCGUAGUCACCUACAAAAACGAAAACAGCAGUGGCUCCGCAGAGCUGUCGGUGAUGGUUCCUCCAUGGUUUUUAAUUCGCCCUGCAAAUCUUUAUGCCUAUGAGAGCACCGAUAUUGAGUUUGAAUGUGCGGUGGCUGGGAAGCCUGUGCCUACGGUGGAGUGGAUCAAGAAUGGAGAAGUGGUCAUUCCCAGUGACUAUUUUCAGAUAGUGGGUGGCAGCAACUUACGGAUUCUGGGCUUGGUAAAGUCAGAUGAAGGUUUUUAUCAGUGUGUAGCUGAAAAUGAAGCUGGAAAUGCACAGGCCAGCGCGCAGCUAAUCAUCCCCGAGCCUGCUGUCCCAAGUUCCAGUGUCCUCCCCUCUGCCCCUCGAGAUGUGGUCCCUGUGUUGGUCUCCAGCCGAUUUGUCCGUCUCAGCUGGCGUCCCCCUGCAGAAGCCCGAGGCAGCGUCCAGACCUACACCGUCUUCUUCUCCAGGGAUGGCGUCAACAGGGAACGGGCAGUCAACACAUCUCAGUCUGGGACUCUGCAACUUACUGUGGGCAACCUGAAGCCAGAGGAGACCUACACCUUCCGAGUAGUGGCAUACAACGAGUGGGGACCAGGAGAGAGCUCGCAGCCCGUCAAGGUCGCCACGCAGCCGGAGCUGCAAGUUCCCGGGCCAGUGGAAAACCUGCGGGCUGUGUCUACCUCACCUACCUCGAUUCUCGUCUCCUGGGAUCCCCCGGUGUAUGCAAACGGCCCCAUUCAAGGCUACAGGCUCUUCUGUACAGAGACAGCGACUGGGAAAGAGCAGAACGUCGAGGUGGACGGGCUGUCGUACCGCCUGGAGGGGCUGAAGAAGUUCACCAAGUACACCCUGCGCUUCCUCGCCUACAACCGCUAUGGCCCUGGCGUCUCCACUGAGGAUGUGACAGUCACCACGCUUUCGGAUGUGCCCAGUGCGAUGCCUCGGAAUGUCUCCUUGGAAGUGGUGAACUCCAGGAGCAUCAAAGUUAGCUGGUCACCUCCACCACCAGGUACUCAGAAUGGAUUUAUUACGGGCUAUAAAAUCCGACAUAGAAAGACUACCCGCAGGGGUGAGAUUGAAACACUGGAGCCAAACAACCUCUGGUACUUGUUCACAGGACUUGAGAAAGGAAGCCAGUACAGUUUCCAGGUGGCUGCCAUGACGGUGAAUGGGACAGGACCCUCCUCAGACUGGUACACAGCGGAGACACCUGAGAACGAUCUCGAUGAAUCUCAGGUUCCUGACCAGCCAAGCUCUCUUCAUGUCAGGCCCUUGACAACAAGCAUCGUCAUGAGCUGGACUCCACCGCUGAACCCGAACAUUGUCGUCCGCGGGUACAUCAUUGGCUACGGUGUAGGCAGUCCAUACGCUGAGACCGUGCGGGUGGACAGCAAACAGCGUUACUAUUCCAUUGAAAAUUUGGAGCCAAGUUCCCAUUAUGUGAUUUCCUUAAAGGCCUUUAACAAUGCUGGCGAAGGGGUGCCCCUGUACGAAAGCGCGACCACCAGGUCGAUGACAGACCCCAUUGAUCCAUUAGAAGUUGAUUUUUAUCCUUUGCUUGAUGAUUUCCCUACCUCAGUCCCAGAUAUCUCCACCCCCAUGCUCCCACCAGUAGGUGUCCAGGCUGUUGCACUUACUCAUGAUGCAGUGAGGGUCAUCUGGGCAGACAACUCUGUCCCAAAGAACCAAAAGACUACGGAGGUUCGCUUCUACACGGUCCGAUGGAGAACGAGCUAUUCGACAAGUGCUAAGUACAAGUCAGCAGACACGACUGCCCUGAGUCACACGGUGAUAGGGCUGAAGCCAAACACCAUGUACGAAUUCUCCGUCAUGGUCACCAAAGGCCGGCGGUCCAGCACCUGGAGCAUGACAGCGCACGCCACCACCUACGAAGCAGCUCCAACCUCUGCACCCAAGGAUCUGACAGUCAUUACACGGGAAGGGAAGCCACGGGCCGUUGUCGUCAGCUGGCAGCCACCGUUGGAAGCCAAUGGAAAAAUUACUGCUUACAUCCUCUUCUAUACUUUGGACAAGAACGCUCCAAUCGAUGACUGGAUCAUGGAAUCCAUCAGUGGUGACCGGCUCACCCACCAGAUCAUGGACCUCAACCUGGACACCGUCUACUACUUCAGGAUCCAAGCUCGCAACGCCAAGGGAGUGGGGCCCCUCUCCGAUCCUAUUUUCUUUCGGACGCUGAAAGUUGAGCACCCUGACAAAAUGGCUAAUGACCAAGGUCGGCACGGGGAUGGCUCAUACUGGCCAGUGGACACCAACCUGAUCGAUAGGAGCAGUCUGAAUGAGCCCCCCAUCGGGCAGAUGCACCCUCCCCAUGGCAGCGUCACGCCCCAGAAGAACAGCAACCUCCUCAUCAUCAUCGUCGUCACUGUCGGCGUCAUCACGGUGGUGGUGGUGGUGGCGGUGGCUGUCAUCUGCACCCGGCGCUCCUCGGCGCAGCAGAGGAAGAAACGUGCAACCCACAGCGCUGGUAAAAGGAAGGGCAGCCAGAAGGACUUGAGACCCCCAGAUCUCUGGAUACACCACGAGGAGAUGGAAAUGAAGAACAUCGAGAAGCCAACAGGCUCGGACCCCACAGGAAGGGACUCGCCGAUGCAGAGCUGCCAGGACAUUACCCCCGUCAGCCACAGCCAGUCGGAAACACAGCUGGGCAGCAAGAGCACCCCACAGCCCGGUCCUGAGACAGAAGACGUCGGAAGCAGCAUGUCCACGUUGGAGCGCUCCCUCGCUGCCCGCAGAGCCACCCGUGCCAAGCUCAUGAUCCCCAUGGAUUCACAACCAACCAACCCUCCUGUGGUCAGUGCCAUUCCAGUGCCAACGCUAGAAAGUGCCCAGUACCCCGGGAUCCUGCCGUCCCCGACCUGCGGAUACCCGCACCCGCAGUUCACCCUGCGGCCGGUGCCGUUCCCGACCCUCUCUGUGGACAGGACCUUUGGAGCGGGAAGAAGUCAGUACACUGUUAACGAAGGCCCAGCACCGCAGCAGCCACCUUUGCUGCCGCAGACACAGCCUGAGCACUCCAACAGCGAGGAUGCCCCAAGCAGAACCAUCCCCACCGCCUGCGUCCGCCCUACGCACCCUCUGCGCAGCUUUGCCAACCCCUUGCUACCUCCACCCAUGAGUGCAAUAGAACCGAAAGUCCCUUACACACCGCUUCUGUCUCAAACAGGGCCUAACCACCCCAAGGCUCAGGUGAAGACGGCGUCCCUUGGCUUGGCAGGGAAGGCCAGGUCACCCCUGCUGCCCGUCUCGGUGCCCACGGCCCCAGAGGUGGCAGAAGAAGGCCACAAGACGACGGAGGACUCCGCCAACGUUUAUGAGCAGGAUGAUCUGAGUGAACAGAUGGCCAGUUUGGAGGGGCUAAUGAAGCAACUCAACGCUAUCACAGGCUCAGCCUUCUAACAGCCCUUGAUAAAGCGAUAAUUAUCCCGGAGCAUUGCAGCAUACCAGGAUUUCACACAUACCACCCACAUACACCACCCCAUAAAAUCAUCUUGUUCCCAGUACCACUCCUUCAGCACCACGAAGAUUCCUGCAAAGUCCUGAAAGGAAUGAUAAAAAUAAGAAAAAAAGGAAUUAAUGAAUAAUCAUGGAAAUGUUACGGAACCGUAGAUCUGGCAUCUCAAGUGAUGAAAGUGUGGCAAAGCGGGCGUAGUCGUCACUGCGGAGUCGUAGGUGAUGCCACUGGAUUGCUCCUUUUGAUCCACUAGUCUUCAUAGAGCUCAAGUUGUCAUGACUAACUCAUGUUUUACUCCGUAGAGGUUUGUAGCUCUUUGUAUAGGUCUAGUCUUACCUCAUGCAAGUCUAUUUUAAACAUAGCCCAUGCCAUUAAUGAGACAGUGUCGUAGGUCACUCGUUUAGGUUGGUUUGGUUGUUGUUUGUUUGUUUUUUUAAAUACAUAAUUACUGACUACCAAAACACCCAUAGCAAAUAAUCACACCACCACGCCAAAAAUCUGAAGGUUUUCCCAACAGCACAAAAUGAAAAGACAAAUUACUAAUUUCUUUUAUCAUCUCUGUCAGUCAACUCGCAUGAAUGGUGGGGAUGAGCGAGUUGCUGUCGAAUUCAGCCGUUUUAGCAAGUGUUUGUAAAUCCUCCAGUAGUUCAUGUUUUAUGAAGAAAAAAAAGAAAGUCUCUAUUGGUGGCCUGCUGCCAGCCAGCCAGUGUACAUGCAAAAAAAAGAGGGCAUAAUAUGCAAUCUUCUCUGGCAUGCAGUCAUUACAUGCUUAAGCCUGUAGUAAAACACGUCUGGGUGGCCUUGGUGCCAGACCGCCCUGCGGUGACAUUGGGGAAUGCUACUGGGGCCAGAGCGGAGGAAGAUGGAGCUGGAUUUUCCCCCGGCGUCCCCCGGGCUGGCUCCCACCCCAGCACCCGCCCGCCGGGAAUGCUGAUGGGCAGAGGGUGGGGAAGGCCAACGGGUGGCAGGCGCUGGGUGCUUCCCGCGGGCAGGACAUGAGCAUGGGGGAAGAACCAUGGAGGCCGAUUAAUAACCAAUAAAUUAAUUAGGAGGGCUUUUCUGCAAGCGUCGUGUUUCCUGGUUGAGAUCAGCAGCGCUCAGAGCGGAGAGCAGCAGGACACCAGGAACCAUCUUUAGGGAUUCCCUCUCCUUGUCCCAGUGCUUUAGCUGUGCAUUACCGUGUUUAUUGACAACGAUAACUGGCUGAAUUGACUAAAUUUUGUGUGCAUACAUUUUAUUGCUAAAUUUUCAGCUGCAUUCAGCAUUAAUCUCUGUUUAUGCAGCUGAAUCACCAAAAGGGAGUUAAUUUGCAUAUUUAUCAGUUAGGAGGCUGCAAAACCCAAUAAGAGAGUUUCAGAUGAAUUAUUCCAUUCAGCUCUGCCUUUGAUUUCAAGCUUGAGUGGGUCAUAAUUUUAAAAGAGCAUGGAAAGGAUAGGAUCUUUACAACCUAAUAGCUCCUUUUAUUAGGUGGGUAAUUAUAUGUGAAUCUCCGAAUAAAAUAUUUUGAGUAAAAUGGCACUGCAACAGAAGUAAUAAUUCAGAUUAUUUUCUACGGCCCUGUGCUGGAAAGGAAAUCAGAUGUCAAGGAGGAAUUCAAAUGCUUCAUUAGGAACUCUAGUGUGUUUGUGAAAAUGCUCCUUUAAAAAUGCCUUGUUAUUCAAUUUACUAAGAUUUUAAUGAAAAAUUUCUCAAGAGUGAGGCAAUCUUGUUUGCACACAAGGCUGGGCUUUCCAGUUCUGAAAGAUUUGUAACCAAAAAAACCUCCGGUAAACAGAAAACGCACAGAUCUUUUCCGCUGAAAACCCAGCUCGGCAUUUUUAUAUUUUUUUUUGUUUUUUUCAAAUUUCCUUCAGACAGCCAAAAAAGUGCUGUAGCCUUCAGCUCCCCUGAGCCAUGUGACUCUGAAUUUGGGCAGGUUGUCCUAAGGAGCCUUGGAGAUGUUCCCCACCUCCAUUUGAGGACAAUUUUAGUACAAUACCUAAUUAAUGAGUAAGCAGGCAUUUCUUUGGAAAUUUGACCUUAACUAGCAAAACUGGAAUGUUUUAGCAUAGUGCUUCCACAUUUUGUGUUGCUGAUGCUCUAUUUAUUUGCAGUGAGCUUGGCCAAAAAAAAGGUAUAUUUUUUUUUCUUUUUGCUUUGCGUUUAAUUUUUUUCCUCCAAAGCCUAAAAACAGUUCAAAAGGCUGAGCGUCUUUGUGGACUGCUCAGCUGUUCACUUCUGGGGAAAAGGUUCAGUCAGUUUGAGAACCUUUUUACUUUUUGGAAGGGAGAGGAUAAUCUGCUUGUUGUUCUUGCAUGUGAUCUUAAUUACGGCAUGGUUUAGGGCUGGACAUUGAUACUGCCAAAAUUUUGCCGUGGGGUUUGUGGUGUCACUUCUCAGGGGGUGAGGACCAGCACAUCCCCUAUACUGGUCUGGCUGGUUUGUGCACCCUCAUGUUUAGGCACUGGGAAUUCCCAAAUAAAAGUCAGCCAGAAUUUGGAGAAGCACAGAGAUACGUCCCUGGAAGCAUCCAAGGCCAGGUUGGAUGGGGCUUGGAGCCACCUGGGCUAGUUGAAGAUGUCCCUACCCAUGGCAGGGGGUGGGACUAGAUGGCCUUUAAGAUCCGUUCCCACCCAAACCAUUUGAUGAUUCUCUGAUAGUCACAUAGCUCCCAGCAGGAUUUGCCCACCCAUUUCCCAAGAGGUUUGCAAAUGCUGCGGAAGUUGGUCCUUGCUCUCCCCAUGGUGAUGCACAUCCCAGUAUGCUCUGGCAAGUUUGCACUGGUAGCGAGGGAAGUCUCAGCCACGAGGCUCCUGCGCGGCUUGGAUGCUGCAGUAAGAUUCUUGCCAUCAGCACUCCUUGAGCAUCUUCUUUCUGUAGCUUUGCCUUUAAUUUUUUAUAGGAGCAUCUUUUCACCAACCCCUUCCCAGAGCCAGCUCCUUUAGAAACUGGCUGAGGUAGGGCCGCUGCUUGUCUGGCCCGAGUCCCUCCUUGACAUUUGGAAAGACCAGAUGAGUUUUCCAAACAUUUCUCUUCUUCUGGGCACAUUUGCAGUGUGUGCUCACUUGCUCUGACAUCUUCUGCCCAAACAACCCAUGCAGACCAGAAGACACCAGGCAGCCCAGCGACAGUGCUGGUUGGCACGCAGAAGGGUGGGAGUGAGUUCAGGGGGAUCAUCCCCGGGUCCUUCCAGCGCUCGGGAAGCAUCUGAUGUUUUCUCCUGCAGUCAGAGCUGAUGGGGUAGUUCCUGCUGUAGCUCCCCAAGGGUCCUUUCCCGGCACGGCCCCCUCGCCAGCACCUAACGCUGGAUCCUGCAAACCCAGGCGCAGGCGCUGUCACGUGCUGCUAUGAAGGGGCAGCAACACCAGUGGUAGGAGCAGGCGCAGAUGCUGGCGGGGUGGGAGCUGGCAGCGUUCCCGAGGUGCUCCUCAUCCCUAAGGAGGUGUCAGUGAGGCAGGCGCUCGAGCAGGAGGCAAAUCUGCAAUCCCCCGGCCUCAUUUCUGAGAUGGAUACCUGGAAGCUGGAUGGAAGAAGGUUGUUGUUAAAAAAAAAAAAUAAAAAAAAUCAUAAUCCUCCUGGCUUCAUAGGUGAGCAGAAAUUGUUUUUCCUGUUGGCUUCAUUUCCCCACGUCCCCAUUAGCUGCUCAGUGUCCUGUCUGGUGUCGAACUGGGUUCUCAGAGGCUCUGUGACCUUUUUUAUUUUUUUGAAACGUUCUCACUUAGCAAAAGGCAUUGAAGGCAUCCUCAUUCUGGGCAUGGCCAGCCCCCGCGUGGUGAGCGGCACGAGCCGGCGUGCCUCACUGUGCGUGUUGUUCCGCGCAUGCGGAAGUGACGGCGGUAGGAGAAGGACCGAUGCUGUUUUUAUUCUUGUAAAAUACUCCUGGCGAUUCACACCGUUUGUGAAUCG
Molecule: messenger RNA, 8554 nt
Organism: Falco peregrinus (peregrine falcon)
Lineage: Eukaryota; Metazoa; Chordata; Aves; Falconiformes; Falconidae
Gene: DCC
Product: DCC netrin 1 receptor
Exons: 29
Coding region: 262-4614 (1450 amino acids)
Biological process (GO): cell-cell adhesion
Cellular component (GO): membrane
Molecular function (GO): protein binding
Source: RefSeq, a predicted model, not a curated record